Molecule: messenger RNA, 1218 nt
Organism: Candida dubliniensis CD36
Lineage: Eukaryota; Fungi; Ascomycota; Pichiomycetes; Serinales; Debaryomycetaceae
Gene: LEU5
Product: coenzyme A transporter
Exons: 1
Coding region: 1-1218 (405 amino acids)
Biological process (GO): transmembrane transport
Source: RefSeq, a predicted model, not a curated record
AUGACCCAAUCAAACACUAACUCAGGCACGGACAAGGUACCCAACGUAUCUCUAAUACCGUCUAGCGCCAAACCAGUAUAUACCCGUAUCCCCAUACCAGGCCAUCUAAGCAAUGAUCAAUCAACCCCCAUUGAGGAUAUAAAGAUUAUCGAUAAGCAAAGUAUAGACUACAUAAUAAGGUCAGGUCUAGCAGGUGGGUUGGCUGGAUCGUGUGCCAAAACCUUAGUGGCACCCUUGGACAGAAUAAAGAUUUUGUUCCAAACAUCAAACCCCGAAUUCUUAAAGUAUAGAGGAACAUUUGGGGGGUUCAUUGAUGCCGGGAAACGUAUAUGGAAAACCGAUGGGGUAAUGGGGUUGUACCAAGGGAACUCGGUGACUUUAUUGCGAAUUUUCCCCUAUGCAGCAAUAAAGUUUGUUGCCUAUGAACAGAUUCGUACGUUUUUGAUCCCCAACGACAGCUACGAAACCGCCGCUAGAAGAUUUAUGGCUGGGUCGUUGUCUGGACUAGCAUCAGUGUUUUUCACCUAUCCACUAGAUUUAGUUAGAGUAAGAUUAGCAUUUGAAACUAGAAACUUAUCUCAUGCACAAAUCCAUCACCACCACAAAGAGUUUAUGGCCCAUCGUCGAGGAAGAAUAUUUUCCACUGUCAUGCUAAUCUAUAACGAAAACCCGCCAAUAAAAACCACCGACCCAUCGUGGUUAAAGUUUAUGAGGAAAUUUUCGCCAUCACCCAUUCAGCAUUUGGCCAAUUUCUACCGUGGGUUUGCCCCGACAAUAUUGGGUAUGAUUCCCUAUGCUGGUGUCUCAUUCUAUACUCACGAUUUAUUACACGAUAUCUUACGCUCCAAAUGGCUCGCAAAGUACACCGUCCAAUCAGUAAACCACCAAAACGUUGUCGUAAAGAAAAAGGGGAAGUCAUCUAGAGAAUCACGUGCACCCCUAAAAGCAUAUGCACAAUUAUUUGCUGGUGGGUUGGCUGGGUUGUGUUCCCAGACCGCGGCGUACCCCUUUGAGGUUAUCCGAAGAAGAAUGCAAGUUGGAGGCGCCAUCAACCAGGGCCAGUUUUUGUCAUUCAAAAAUACUGCAAAAUUGAUCUAUCGUGAAAACGGGCUUAGAGGGUUUUUCGUUGGGUUGAGUAUUGGGUAUAUGAAAGUAGUACCCAUGGUUGCAUGCUCUUUCUUUGUUUACGAGAGAAUGAAAAAGUUUUUAGGUAUAUAG